GACGUCGAGGUAACAUGGGAGGACCAGCGAAACAUCAAUAUGUUUUCCAAAUUGAACACUCGUCUUGAAUCUGUCGAAGAAGCCUACGAGGAUAAAAAGCGAGAGAAGGAAUAUCUAGAUGACUUGACAAAUGAAUUGGAACUGGCAGAUGAAGAUGAGCCUGUCAAGUACAAGAUUGGUGAUGCCUACAUCUCUCUUUCUCUUACAGACGCACAAUCUCGUAUCGAAUCUGAGCAGACUGUACUUGAUCAAGAGCUAAAAACAUUGGGUGCCAACGUGGGCAGUAUUCAAUCUGAAAUGAUAAAGCUUAAGGCUCUCUUGUAUGCAAAGUUUGGUAAAUCGAUCAAUCUCGACAAGGAUUAG
Batrachochytrium dendrobatidis JAM81 is the source of this 363-nucleotide messenger RNA. Its product is annotated as tubulin-binding prefolding complex subunit GIM3. Gene Ontology annotation, cellular component: cytoplasm; prefoldin complex. The record is from RefSeq and is a predicted model, not a curated record. Lineage: Eukaryota; Fungi; Chytridiomycota; Chytridiomycetes; Rhizophydiales. The annotation marks the transcript as partial. The transcript is spliced from 3 exons. Gene Ontology annotation, biological process: protein folding.